AUGGCGGGGGAACGAUGGCUUUUCACCAAGUCACAAAUUUCGAACACCCCCAGCCGAAAAAGCGGUAUAGACAGCGACAAAGAGCUGUCGUAUAGACAACAAGCAGCUAACUUCAUUCAGGACAUGGGGCAAAGGUUGCAAGUUAACCAGCUAUGCAUCAACACAGCCAUUGUCUACAUGCACCGCUUCUACAUGUUCCAUUCCUUCACCAGAUUCCAUCGCAAUAGCAUAGCUGCUGCAUCGUUAUUCCUAGGUGCCAAAGUUGAAGAACAACCUCGAAAACUUGAACAUGUGAUCACAGUGGCCCAUAAAUGUCUCAACAGGGAAGCUCCUCCUCUGGACACCAAGAGUGAGGCUUACCUGGAACAAGCACAAGAACUGGUCAUCAAUGAAGGAAUACUAUUACAAACAUUAGGUUUUGAGAUUAAAGUUGACCACCCGCACACGCAUGUUGUGAAGACAUGUGACCUAGUGAGAGCCAGCAAGGACCUUGCCCAGACAUCCUACUUUCUGGCCACCAACAGUCUACACCUGACAACUCUCUGUCUUCAAACUAAGCCAACUGUGGUAGCUUGUGUCUGCAUCCACCUGGCUUGUAAAUGGUCCAACUGGGAGAUCCCAAGGUCUUCAGAAGGAAAAGACUGGUUUUGGUAUGUGGACCAGCAUGUCUCACUGGAAACAUUGGAAGGUUUUACCCAAGAUUUCUUGACCAUUCUGGACAACUGCCCUAGCCGUUUAAAACGAAAGAUUAUGACCUGGAAGAAUGCAGCCCAGGAAAGAGAAAACCCCACAGACAAACGCCCCAGGCCAAGUGCUACAUCUGCUGCCAUCUCUGCUGAACCACCGUCUGCCCCAGGGAAUCACCCAGUGGACGGACGACAUGGGCGCCAAGAGAACCACGGUGCUUCAGCCACCAUGACCAAGUCCUCUGCAUCUACCCUUGCAGGCAGAGCCCAGCACCAACAGCCUGCCACACCUACUGUAGACUGUAGAAAGAAAGUGAAAGCAGAAACCACUCCAACGACAACGUCAUUUAAAGAAUACAAGGAAAGGAAAGAGCGUGAACGACUGGCAGCUGCUGCAGCUGCGGCCAGUUCUGGAGAACCGAGGAUGAGCCAUCCUGGCCAUGAACAUCCAAGAACUAGUCACACGAAGCCCGAGCCUCUGUCUGUUGGAGAUCUCAGUCGUCAGAGAGGGGUGAAAGGAGAGCCACUGUCAUCUAUGGAAUAUGAUCUGCAGCGAGGUGCAAAAGAGUUUUCAUCCCUGGGCUCUGAACACCAAAGACUCCAUGAUACAAGAGCAGAACCACGCUCAUUACCGAAUUUAGAUCAUCAGAGAAGUAGAUCCACAAAAACAGAUUCUAUGCCUUCAUUGAGUAUGGACAAAGUGAGGCCUGAGUCACACAGAAACAGUUCUGGAUUGACCAAAGCUUACAGUAAUCCACCUGCUCCCAGAGAAAGGCAUCAUACGGAUGCAGUGGAUAGCUUGCAGCAUCAACAGGCCUCUACACACCACCGGCACAAGCAUUCACACAAAUCAAAAGAGCAGAGCAAAGACAGACCAGCUGGCCAACCACCAAUUAAACUUAAACUGUCAAAUAGACUGAGCCAUUCUGGGACCAAUGGAAACAAAUCAGACUCUCGUUCACAUUCUUCUGCCAAAUAUUCCCAUCGACAUCAACAGCAAGCACAAAUGGGGCAGGCAGAGGCCAUGCAGUUCAGCAGCCCCAGUGAGAGACAGCCAGUUGAUAGCAGAAGUAGGAACAGCACAUAUUACGGAAAUUCUGGAAGUAUUGCAGAAAAUUCCAGCUUGCUUACUGCUGGUUCAGAAUCCAAACUGGACCAGAGGAUUGCUGCUCUGACGUCUCCCCCAGUGGCUGGCUUCUCUCAACCCUCUAGGGCUCAGAGUGUUUAUAGAGAUAGUCCAGACUUCAACCCACAUUCCGUUGGCUCAGGCUUCCAAUCUCAACAGACUUCAUGGCAGUCCAGCUCCUUCAAUCAGGGCAAUUUUGUGUCUGACCUAUCAUCUGUAGGCAUAUCUGCUUCUCCAGUCAAGCCCAGAAAACGAGGUCCCAGCCCUGCAAAUCAAUCAAGACAAUCUCCUUACAAACUUCCAAAGAAGGACACUCAUGAUACCAGUGGCAUGUUUAGUACCCAAAUGUUCACCCCACCCAACCUCGAGUCUGGAGACUUUAAGAGUGCUUUGGGAGAAUAUCGUAUGUUUGGUAAUGAUUUAAGUGUUCAGAAUCUUGAAGCGAAUGGCAAUGACACAGGAUCUCCUAAUAUCCCAGUUGGCACACCCUCCAAAGACAAAGUGAAUACCUUGCAGUUACAGUUACAAUUACAGCAGUUAAUAGAGAGGCAAAAGUCACAAAUAGCACGCAAACAACAAGACAGUAACCCCAUGACUGGUUACACUAGCAGUAGUAGUGGGGGGUACAUAUCUGACCCAACUUGCCCACCUUUACCACCCCUUCCCAGUCAGGAACUAGCACCUCCAUUACCGUCAACACCCCCAAACUUACCUCCACCACCACCUCCCCCACCACCACCUCCUCCCCCACCCCCUUUUUGAUGUAAGCUGAUGUUUUAGGAGAAAACUUAUGCCACUUAUUAUAAAUGAAAUUAUGAACAGACAUUUGUCUGGUAUACAGAAUUAAGAAAUAUUUUGUAUCACAACAUGUGUGCCAGCUUACAGGUUAGGCAGAAGGCGGAAAUGUUAAGGUACAUAACUGUUUUGUGUUCAUUUCAGGGGUAUGAGAGUUAAUUUUUGUUGAAGUUUUUUUUUAGUUGUACGAGAUCUGUUUAGCUCAGUGAUCUGUUCUCAACGCUUGAUGUUCUUAAAUGAAAAGUAUCGAUAUAAAGAGUAUCAAAGGUACCCAGUACUUCAUCGGAGGUGCCAGCUGUUUCAGGCAUGUUACAACUAUUUGGGGGCUGAAAUAUUUAACAGGGUCAGGAUGCUGGUUAAAUACCAUGUACUUUUAUUAUUGCAGGUAUUCAAAUUACUUUUUUAUGAUUAUCAUUAUUAAAUACAUGAAAUUGUGAUCCAAUGCUGUAGUGACUUGCUGGUGUAUUAUUUAUUUACGGGUUAAGAGUCAUACAGGUAGGCUUUCUUUUGUUUGAUUACCUGGGUAGCUGUAGAAUACUAUUUUAGGGUGGCAGUUUAAUACAUCCAAAUAAGUUACCAGCCAAAUUACAAACAAAUCAGUCUGAACUACAUUUACUUGAAAUCAUCCAAGUGGGUGAAAGAAACUUUUAGAAAUUAACUAUCAGUGGAAGAGGCGGUAGAAAUGGCUGUAUAAGAGAUGUCAUGAAACUAAGGUGCGUAUUAGGAAAGUUGGUAGUUUGUUACUGAAUAAAUAAGCGUAAUAUUAAAAGCGCCUUGCCCCACAUACUGAAUUUAUACCUCCAUUAAUGCUCUUUCUGAUGACUUAAAAUUACUAAAUCGAAAAGUUUCAUAUCACAGACACAACAUAGGUAUUCUAAAUUUAUAUCCUUACCUGGUCUGGUGGAACAGACGGAUAUCUUUCAUAUAUGUCACGAACAGUUCACAUUCAUUCAUACAUUUGGAUUCAUAUUCUGGUUUCUUAUGCAUUUUGUGGUGAUUUGCUAUUUGAGCUUGUUGAUCAGACUUUGGCGGUUAAGAUAAUUAAGGUAUUAUGAGUGGGUUACCCACUCACAAGAACCUGGAAGAUGUGUAUGACCAAGGUCGUCUUGCAUGCAUUAAGGGCUUGCUACUCAGAAAGGAGAAAUUUCUGGUUGGAUUUAACAGUUGUAGUGGCAUUUGCUGCUGUAAAAUCGUGUAGAUGUAAUGCAGCAUUUGUUUCAGAGAAUCUUGGAACAAGUUUGUGUUUUGACCUGCUAUGUCAGUGAUGGUCCUUAUUUAUUAUUACAUUUAUGGUUGAGAUUAUGAUUCCAUAAAAAGUGGCAUAUUUAAGAUUUGCCAGUGUACAAUUAAAGAUUGAGACCACGUUUCAUAAUUUAUACUUGAUGGUUGAUAAUACAAGAGUAAAAGAGACUAAAAGUUAAAGCAUUUAAGUCAGAGUACAACUGCUCCAGUAUGGGGACUAUUUUUUCAUAUCUACGUUUCCAGCCAUCCCACCCUUUUUGUGAAUAAAAGGGAACAAAUUUCCAAAGAUAAAAACCUCUUCCUUGUCAUUGUUUUGAAAGAAAUAGUGAACAAAGUUUAUUUUGUAGUAUUUGCCACUAAUAGGUGUAUUAGAUUCUGUCAUUCCACUGAUUGGUGGCAUUAAGUGGAUGACUGCUAUAGUAGGGCUAGUUAUGGCUUUACGUGAAGAUCAUUGAAGAACUUACAUUUUACCAAUGUUCUUGGGUCUGUAGUUUGUCUGUAGGUGGGUUACUCUAAAACUGACUGCUGUUAUGAACUAUCACGGCAUUGGACUUCAACCAAAGAAAUAAAUAAAACUAAAGAAAU
This is a messenger RNA of Liolophura sinensis, 4434 nucleotides long. Its product is annotated as cyclin-T2-like. The record is from RefSeq and is a predicted model, not a curated record. Lineage: Eukaryota; Metazoa; Mollusca; Polyplacophora; Chitonida; Chitonidae. The transcript is spliced from 10 exons. Gene Ontology annotation, molecular function: cyclin-dependent protein serine/threonine kinase regulator activity. Bases 1 to 2574 code for a protein of 857 amino acids. Gene Ontology annotation, biological process: regulation of transcription by RNA polymerase II.